Corapipo altera (White-ruffed manakin) is the source of this 2671-nucleotide messenger RNA. It is a transcript of the gene EYA4, whose product is annotated as EYA transcriptional coactivator and phosphatase 4. The transcript is spliced from 20 exons. The record is from RefSeq and is a predicted model, not a curated record. Gene Ontology annotation, molecular function: protein tyrosine phosphatase activity. Gene Ontology annotation, biological process: multicellular organism development; negative regulation of extrinsic apoptotic signaling pathway in absence of ligand; positive regulation of DNA repair. Gene Ontology annotation, cellular component: nucleus. Bases 224 to 2212 code for a protein of 662 amino acids. NCBI's taxonomy places the organism in Eukaryota, Metazoa, Chordata, Aves, Passeriformes, Pipridae.
CAGGGCUUGCAGCCGAGCACACGGAGGGACACGCUGAAGUCGCGCGUUGCGGUGUGAAAUAGCUGGUACUUAGAAAAAUCCUGAGGGGCAAGCUGUACGAGACAAGGGAGCGCCUUGGCCGGUUCGAGUUUAAGCGUGAAGUCAUGCUAGAACAACUACUGAGCUGUAAAUUAAAGGGAAGAUAAUUUCUGCUCGUGGAGGAAAAGAAACGCGAAUAACCUCAAUGGAAGACUCUCAGGAUCUAAGUGAACAGUCAGUAAAGAAACCGUGUACAGAGUCAGAUGGUUCAGAGACGCAGAAUCCCAGGUCUAUGGAAAUGCAGGAUCUAGCCAGUCCUCAUAAUCUUGUUGGAAGUAGUGAUGCAUCAGGUAGUUCCAAACUGGAUAAGUCUAGUCUUAGUAGCACAUCAGUUACAACAAAUGGAACAGGAGGAGACAACAUGACUGUGUUAAAUACUGCAGACUGGUUGCUGAGUUGUAGUACUCCCUCCUCUGCCACAAUGUCUCUUCUUGCAGUCAAAACAGAACCCAUGAACAACAGUGAAACAGCAACAACAACUGGAGAUGGAUCGCUUGACACUUUUACUGGGUCAGUAAUAACAAGUAGUGGCUACAGUCCAAGAUCGGCGCACCAGUACUCUCCGCAAAUAUAUCCCUCCAAGCCCUAUCCACACAUUCUUUCUACACCAGCAGCUCAAACAAUGUCUGCCUAUGCCGGACAAACCCAGUAUUCAGGAAUGCAGCAACCCGCGGUCUAUACAGCCUACUCACAGACAGGACAGCCCUACAGCUUACCCACUUACGAUUUGGGUGUAAUGUUGCCAGGCAUCAAGACAGAAAGUGGGCUCUCGCAGACCCAAUCACCACUGCAGAGCGGGUGCCUCAGUUACAGCCCGGGGUUUUCGACCCCACAGCCAGGCCAAACACCCUACUCUUAUCAGAUGCCAGGUUCUAGUUUUACACCGUCGUCCACUAUUUACUCAAACAAUUCUGUUUCGAAUUCCACAAACUUCAGUAGUUCACAACAGGAUUAUCCAUCAUACACAGCUUUUGGCCAAAAUCAAUAUGCACAGUAUUACUCAGCAUCAACAUAUGGUACAUAUAUGACCUCAAACAACACGGCUGAUGGCACUUCAUCAUCAUCAUCAACUUACCAGUUACAGGACUCUCUCCCUGGCUUGACUAGUCAACCAGGUACAGAUCUACAUUCAGGGGAAUUUGACACAGUGCAGAGCCCCUCCACGCCAAUUAAAGAUCUUGAUGAGAGAACAUGUAGAAGUUCUGGGUCGAAGUCUAGGGGUAGAGGACGGAAGAAUAAUCCAUCACCCCCUCCGGACAGUGACUUGGAGCGUGUGUUUGUUUGGGAUUUGGAUGAAACAAUCAUAGUUUUUCAUUCACUGCUUACAGGAUCCUAUGCACAAAAGUAUGGCAAGGAUCCGCCAAUGGCAGUGACGCUUGGACUGAGAAUGGAAGAAAUGAUUUUUAAUCUUGCUGACACACAUUUAUUUUUUAAUGAUUUAGAGGAGUGUGAUCAAGUUCAUAUAGAUGAUGUUUCUUCUGAUGAUAAUGGACAAGACCUAAGUACCUACAGUUUUGCAACUGAUGGCUUCCAUGCAGCUGCAAGUAGUGCAAACCUUUGUCUGCCAACAGGUGUAAGAGGAGGGGUUGACUGGAUGAGGAAGCUGGCUUUCCGUUACAGAAGAGUAAAAGAGUUGUAUAAUACUUACAAGAACAACAUAGGAGGACUCCUGGGUCCCGCUAAAAGAGAUGCAUGGUUGCAAUUAAGAGCAGAGAUUGAAGCUUUGACAGACUCCUGGCUAACAAAUGCACUUAAAUCAUUAUCAAUUAUCAGCACAAGGAGUAAUUGUGUAAACGUGUUGGUAACAACGACCCAGCUUAUCCCAGCACUUGCAAAAGUUCUACUAUACAGUUUAGGAGGAGCUUUUCCUAUUGAAAAUAUUUACAGUGCAACCAAAAUAGGCAAAGAGAGCUGUUUUGAGCGUAUAGUGUCCAGAUUUGGCACUAACAUAACUUAUGUUGUGAUUGGAGAUGGCCGAGAUGAGGAACAUGCAGCUAAUCAGGUACUGACUGUGACCUUGGACUCUUAUGUCCAUGCUGCCCUUGUGGUUCAUGCCUGGAGCAACUCUGAGCCUGUGCAUGUGGUCUGGUACAGUCUGGCUCACCUGCAGACUGUUUGCAGGGUACAACCUUAGAGAGAAUCUACCCUCUGCACUGAGGCUUCCUCACCAAGAACAUUAGGUGCCUUGCUUCAGAUGCAGCCUGAGUGACAACUAGCACCUUUGUUGCAGUGUCCUUGGGACAAAAUACAGAACAAACGCAAAUUUGAUGGUCUAGACACACAGUGUAUGCAUAUAAAUUCCCUUGCCAAUUCACUUAUUAAUAUUAUGCUAGUAUUCUUAUGGACAUGCGUUGUUAGGAGACAGACUGGGCUACUGAGGGGCAAGCAGCCUUUCCAGUUGAAGAUUGUCCUCAUGAAACUUUGUAAAUGUCGUUGAGAGCUGUACUUCAUGUCUUAGUGAGGUACUGACCUUCAUUUGAAGAAAUCAGUCCCUCCACAGUCUGCUGUGGGAGGCCAGAGUGGGAUUGCAGGACUGUCAGCACACUUAGACAUGACAUUAUGAUCUUGGAACAACAUAACAAGUAGCAGAGCC